CAUGGCAACCAUGUCCCGCCUUCCUCUUGAUCCGGACCAGGUAUUGGCCAGCGGGGACGCCGGUCAGGGAGAGUCGCCCACCCCUCUGUGUAGAGUCCACGGGAGGGUCUCUACUGACUGCCGCGUCUUAACCUACCCAGCAGAAGACGGUGCCUUUUGACUUGCCUCAACUAGCUACCUCUGCCAUCCUCUACCAGCCACAGCUCCGAGGGCUGGAGCCACACCCAGGACUCACUGAUCAUGACUUCUAUAAAGGAGCAGGCAGCAAUCAGCAGGCUUUUAAGUUUCUUACAAGAGUGGGACAAUGCUGAGAAAGUCGCAAGGAGUCACAUCCUUAACAAUUUCAUUGAAACCAACCAAGGCAAGACUGGCCCUGAGCUGGAGCAGGAGUUUUCCCAGGGAGCCAGCUUAUUCCUCGCUCGCUUGACUACCUGCCUUAGGAUCACCUAUAUGACUGGCUCAGGAUUAGAAAAGCUCCUGAGAUCCAUUGGCAUCUUCUUGACAGCUGUGAACAGCAAUCGGUACCUGAUCGAAUUUCUUGAGGUUGGAGGUGUCCUGACACUCCUGGAAAUACUUGGGUUAGAAAAGGUUAAGGAAGAGGACAAGAAAGAGGCCAUCAAGCUUCUGCAGGUUGUUGCAAGCUCUGGCAGGAAGUACAAGGAGCUCAUCUGUGAAAGUUAUGGUGUACGAUCUAUAGCAGAAUUUUUGGCUAAGUCUAAGUCAGAAGAGACUCAAGAAGAAGUGCAGAUUCUGCUGGAUUCUCUGGUCCAUGGUAACCCCAAGUACCAGAAUCAAGUGUACAAAGGUCUCAUAGCUUUGCUGCCCUGUGCCUCCCCGAAAGCUCAGCAGCUGGCACUGCAGACCCUCAGGACUGCCCAGGUGAUCGUGGGAACCACACACCCCAGCAUCGUGGACUGCGUGCUGAAGACACUGGGCACGAUGCACCUGGAAGUCCAGUAUGAAGCCAUUGAACUCAUAAAGGACCUGGUGGACUACGACGUGCGCUUGCCACUGCUCAAGGGUCUGGUGGCUCUGCUGAUCCCCUCCAUCAAGGACACUUCCCAACAGCAGCCCAAGAUCCUCACUGAGUACCCGCUCCUGCAACUCACUGCGCACCCGCCCAAGUUCCUGCAACAGGCAGCAGCCGCCAAAGCCAUCGGGGUUCUGGCUCGCCGCUGUCUGCGCGUGGCCGAGGAGAUGCUGCGCCUGCGCGUGGUGCACAACCUGAUGGCCGCCAUGGGCAACACGGACCACAGCAACAGCCAGAGGCUGGCAGGCCUGGCGCUGCAGUUCUUCGUGCAGACGUUCCCGGUGGUGGAGGAGCACGUGCGCAGGUCCAUGGGGCAGGAACUGUACCAGCUCUUCCUCCACUAUGGUGAAGAUUUGUACAUGAAAAUAGACAGCGUUCAGGCGGACAUCCUGGCUGUCAACGAGGUCAAUGUUGCCCAAGAAUUAGACUUCUAUGACAUCUCUAGCAGCAACUUGAACCUUUCCUGCGGUCCUGGAGAUACCAGACAGAUGGUCUACAUCACCCACUUUCAGAAGGAGGACGCAGACGCAAAGGAGUAACAGCUUCCACAAGGCAAAGGAUGAGUGGCAGGAAAGCCCAGGCUAAAAGUUUGUGGCUGCUGCACCCAGCCCCAGUA
Messenger RNA from Octodon degus (degu), 1646 nucleotides. It is a transcript of the gene Armh1, whose product is annotated as chromosome unknown C1orf228 homolog. The transcript is spliced from 12 exons. The record is from RefSeq and is a predicted model, not a curated record. NCBI's taxonomy places the organism in Eukaryota, Metazoa, Chordata, Mammalia, Rodentia, Octodontidae. The coding region runs from base 241 to 1569 and encodes 442 amino acids.